CCGGCUCGGCCUUCCGUACCGCGAGUAUUCGCGCGCGUUCCGCGUUUGGUCAUCGGCGCGCCCCGUCGCGGCGUACGUUGCUACCCUUACCCUGAAACGGACGCACAUCUACUACUGCUGCGCGGCUGCUGCUGGCUGCCGGCAUGGACACGGAAAUGCCGCGAUCCAGGUUUUUGAUUAACGAAACAAUCAAGUAGAUGUAUUAAAUCGUUGUUGCCCAUCAAGCACCAAUUUGUCAUUCUAUACAUUUUGAAAGCUUUCAUACAGAUCUUCCAAACAUUUUCAACUAUGGUCUAUCUUACUUUUUGUAAUUUGAAGGAUGCUGUGGCUCGAAUACAGCCACUGAGUCACCGGCGCGUUAGCAAACUGAAGACACUAGUCAAUGUUACUGGAACGCCAGCCGGCAAAUCAGCAUCAAAGAUUGUUACAAGGAAGUAAGCUCUCGAAAAAACAAAAAUUUUCAUCCCCGUUGGAUUCAAGAAUAUACUAACUUACUUAUCGAGGCCAAAAAUUAAUUUUUUCAUUAAUUAUUUAUAUAAAAUAAAAAAAUAAUAAUUUAUAUAAAAGCUUCAAAUUCAUCGUUUUGCUGGGAAAAUAAUCUUGAUCUGUGAUAGUGUUAUUUUUAUUUAAAUAUCGUAUUUUGAGUAUUAUUACGAUCACUUUUAGUUUUUGAUUUUUUGAAUUUUAUUUUUUAUUUCACUCCGUUAAAGUCAUUAAGAAAAAAAAUAUAUAAAAUGCCUCAAAGUGCGGGCGUACUUACAAGUUUUGUUAUGAUAACUUUAAUACUACUGAUGAGUUCCUUAUACGGAUGUUGGAGUUUGGAUGCGGAUCAACAUGUUGCUUUGUCGCCCACAUGUGAAAGUGAUAUAUACUGCUAUGGGCCAUUACUGCACGUGAUUCAAAUGUCUAGUAUAUUCCCGGAUUCGAAAACAUUUGUGGAUAUGAAAAUGAAACACUCUCCAAAUGAAACUAUGAGCAUAUUUUUGGAAAUGAUGAAGAAAACGGGACAAAGACCGUCUAAAUUAGAAUUGGAGCUUUUCCUAAACGAUACUUUCGAGAGCGAAGGCAGUGAAUUUGAAGCAUGGGACCCGUCAGAUUGGAAGCCUGAACCAAAAUUUAUUAGUGGUAUUAAGGAUCCACAUUUCCAAGAUUGGGCCAGAGGCUUACAUUUGCUGUGGAAGCUCCUGGGUAGGAAAAUAAAAGACGACGUACGCCUGCAUCCUGAUCACUAUUCUAUUAUUUAUGUACCGUAUCCGGUAAUCGUACCUGGUGGUCGGUUCCGUGAAUUCUAUUACUGGGACUCUUACUGGAUCGUUAGAGGCCUGUUGCUUUCCGAAAUGUAUACUACAGUCAAGGGAAUGUUGAGUAACUUCUUAUCGAUCAUUAACACCUAUGGUCAUAUUCCAAACGGAGGUAGGGUUUAUUACGCUAUGCGGUCUCAACCACCAAUGUUAGUGCCGAUGAUGCAGAGUUACAUCGAAGCAACGAAUGACACAAUGUUCCUCAGAGAAAAUGUUGAUAUAUUGGAAAAAGAAUUCAGCUAUUGGAUGCUAAACCAUACAGUUGACAUAGAAAAGGACGGCAAAGUAUAUACGUUGGCCAGGUAUAAAGAUUCGUCUACGGGACCUAGACCCGAAUCCUACAGGGAAGAUAUCAUGAGCGCACAAACAUUCAAGACCGAUAACGACAAAGAAAAUUACUACUCUGAGCUAAAAGCCGCUGCAGAAUCUGGGUGGGAUUUUUCAAGCCGUUGGUUUAUUCUAAAUGGAACCAAUAAAGGUAAUCUGACGAACUUAAAAACGCGGUCGAUCAUCCCGGUGGACUUGAACGCCCUGGUCUAUUGGAACGCAAAGAUACUGAGCCAGUUCUACAAGGACCUGAACGUACCGGACAAGGCACUGAGGUACGAAAACAUCGCCAAAAAGUGGAUCGAAGCAGUGACAGCGGUGCUGUGGCACGAAGAGGUAGGCGCGUGGUUGGAUUACGACAUGUUGAACGAGAUCAAACGCGAUUACUUUUACCCAACAAAUAUAUCGCCGCUGUGGACCGGCUGCUACGACCCAGCCAAGGCCGAGUACUUUGUGUCGCGGACGCUCAAGUAUCUGGAAAAGACACAGAUCAUGAACAACCUGGGUGGCAUUCCUACCACGCUGGAGCACUCGGGCGAGCAAUGGGACUACCCCAACGCGUGGCCCCCGCUCCAGUACAUAAUGGUCAUGUCGCUGGACAGCUCCGGUGACAGCUGGGCCCAAGACUUGGCGUUCGAGAUAGCUGAACGGUGGAUGCGGUCCAACUACAAGGCUUACAACGAGACCAACGCCAUGUACGAAAAGUAUGACGCCACCGUUACUGGAGGACACGGCAGUGGGGGUGAGUACGAGGUACAGUUGGGUUUCGGCUGGACCAACGGUAUAAUCAUGGAGUUCCUGCAAAAAUACGGUUCGCGGGUCACGGCCGAGGACAAGUUCGUCGGUUCGGCGCAGGUCAGUGCGGUCGCGGAAGAGAGCACCGCUAGCAGCAACGACUACAGUACGAAAACUGUAUCGUCAGCGACGCAGGUCAUGACCGCCACACUUGCAAUACUGGCCACGAUAUCGGCCGGAUGUAUAGGGUUCGCGGUUUACAAGAAACGGUACCAGAUGUAUGCGACCGACCGGGCCCUGUGCAAGAAACUGUGCGGUGGUUACACGGAGCUCAAAGACCUGACAAGCGACUAGAACGACUGCCGCCACCGCUGUCCGCCGUUCAUCGUUACCAGUUCCGUUCGCGUACGACCACCACAUACACGCCCAUCAACUCGUCGUGCGUGCGAUGCCGUCUCCGCCGCCAUCGUCCCUUGCCCUUCCCCUGGUUGUCGCCAGUCAGCUACUCAACACACCGUCGCACUAGUCGACGUACACUCUGCCCACCCUUAAUCGUUCCUUCUCAUCCCUACCCCCUUCCCACUACCUCAAUUUCAUUGCUAACCGCUGUGACGUGCUUUCGAAGAGUACCACCGUCUAUACGCUGUUCACUACGACGUACCGAUGAUGGUGUUCGCGCGGUCGACGUACCUAUUAGCUAUAAUAUUGUUAUUUCCGUCUUCGAUGUUAGGUUAUGUAUUAUUUUUGUAUUAUCAUGUUUACCGUAUACAGCGACGACGUAGUGUUUCGAUUCGCGGUCGCGACGUAUACAGUAGUCAUAUUCGGUUUGGAAAGUAUUUUAUCGUUUUUUUCGCAAUCGAUUUCAAAACCCCACGGACUCGGCCAAUCUCGAACGUUGUUUUCACACCAUUGGUACUGCACUGCCGUGAUAGUUACCGCGCAAACGGCCUGCCCUUUGAAACCGGCUGCCAGUCGUUUUCGAAGACCGUUCCGCGGUAAAUAUAUUUUCCAGACUUGUGAUGUACCCAACGAUACGAGUACUUUAUAUUUCACUGUGUAUUUACUAUACUUAGUAUAUUAUAGCGACGAUGAUACAUGUGUUACGUAACCGUAAAUUUAGUUUUUCCUAUGCGCUGCCCUCGUGUACGCCGAAACGACGACUGCAACGAUUUCCUGUUCAGCCGUUAGGUUAGGUGUUUACGCAGAUGGAUACGAUGUCGUAUUAUUUAUUUGAUUAAACGAUUCAUUUAUCAUGUA
Sipha flava (yellow sugarcane aphid) is the source of this 3620-nucleotide messenger RNA. Its product is annotated as trehalase-like. The record is from RefSeq and is a predicted model, not a curated record. Gene Ontology annotation, biological process: trehalose catabolic process. Gene Ontology annotation, molecular function: alpha,alpha-trehalase activity. The transcript has 8 exons. The coding region runs from base 735 to 2717 and encodes 660 amino acids. Lineage: Eukaryota; Metazoa; Arthropoda; Insecta; Hemiptera; Aphididae.